AUGUCCUUGGAUAACAUCAACAUCAUCCUCACCCAUCGUCAACUUCAUGAUGCUCUUCUUACAGCUCAACCCACCAUAACAGAAGAACCAGUGGACGUCGCAUUCAACGUGGGAGAUACCUUCGACUUGUCUUGUUUGGUCGACGCGAAUGGAGCCACUGUAUCGUCGGUGAACUGGUACAAGGACGACGUGCAGUUGGACUUCGUCAAUCCGGCGAACAGCCGCUACACCUUCGUCAACUCCGACCGCUUCACGUCCGGCGACCACGCAAUCCGUAUCACGGACGCCGUCGCCGCCGAAGACGUCGCCAUGUUCCACUGCGGCGUCACGGCGACGUCAUUCGCCGAAGUGGUGUCGCAGAAGGCGUCGCUAACAGUGUACGUUGCGACGACGAUGGAGGCAACAACAGAGGUGAUGACGACGAUGAUGAUGAUGAGUACGGGCCGAGGAGGCGGCGGGGAUGGAUCCUGGAGUCCGUGGGUUCCCGGACUGGACAAGUGCUGCGGAGGACCGGACCUAGUGCGCACGCGCGACUGUCUUCCUCUCGGUUCUACUUGCGUAGGUGAAAGUACAGAGACUCUGACCUGCACAGCUCUGUGCGUAACGAAGGGAGAAAUUCCGAAAUUCAAAAAAUGCAAAGUGCGAAAGACCAAUAACAAAAUCCUCACCGCGAAGUUCUGUCGGCAAUUCUGCAUGAGAGGCUACGUGUAUGAUAUCGCGACAGGAAAAUGUAUGGACCUUACCCCCUGAGAACCACCAGCCCGACGAACGAGCCAACUGAUCACUAUCAGUUAUAAAAAUAAU
Messenger RNA from Priapulus caudatus, 804 nucleotides. RefSeq lists its product as uncharacterized. The transcript has 5 exons. The record is from RefSeq and is a predicted model, not a curated record. Bases 1 to 750 code for a protein of 249 amino acids. Lineage: Eukaryota; Metazoa; Priapulida; Priapulimorpha; Priapulimorphida; Priapulidae.